UGGAUUGCUAGUCUCCCUAGUCAACCGUGCUACUCGUUGAGACCCCGCCUGGCCCUCUGCAGGUCCCCGUCCCAGGCAAGCCUCAGCCAACAGGUUAGUCCCGCCCCUCCUGGCUCGGGCUCUGCCCUCUCGGCCCCGCCCACAUCAGACCCUGGCCCCUCCUCUUUCUGGCUCCCCCGGAUGCUCGCGGCAAAGACUCGGUCCUUCUGGGGUCUUGUAACGGUUCUAACAGCUGGGUGCUGGGUGCGGGUGGAGCUGCGGUGACUCCUCGGCUCGGGAUCUGUUUCUGUUUGUUCCCCAGGACCCGCUGUCGCCCCUACGCUCAGGACCCUCUCCCACAGAGUCCUCCUCCUCUUCUCCUCUCUCCCAGCCCCCUGCUUUGCCCCUCCUUCACGUCUUCCCCUCCCCGCAUCCUGACCGUCAUUUGCUGUGUCUGCUCCUUGGCUUUCUGUCUUCACGACCUCCUUAGCCUGUGGGCGAAGACGUCAUGGGACUGGGGCUUUGCUGCCUCUGAGUGAUAACCUGUUUCCCCGCUUUUCAGGCGAUCGCCAGCCCGAGUGUAGAUUCCUUGCUGUGACCAAGGUUCAAAGUGGGCCCUGUCGGUUUGUCAGUUUGCCUAAGUGAUUGCACGAGUGAAUGCCAGUCUCUCUGUGUGUGGGUGGCUAUGAUUAGGGUAAGCCUUGGACUGGGACUCAAGUCUAAGUUUAUUCACUGCUUCAGCAGGUACUCUUCAAUGAAACCUCAUCAGCAGAUCGGGCUCUCUUCCCUUGCCUUGCCUCCUAAACCCCCUAGGUCAGGUGAGGCCAGGUAUCUGGCAUCCUGGAACUGGCAGUUGGAGCCUGAGCUGUGGGCAAGGUCACUUCGACAGCAGUUGAAUGCCCUGCUCCUCAUGGUCCCGGAGGAGAGGAGGGUAGGUUUGUCUUCUGAUGAGACAUCAUCUGAUCCCCUUAAGUCUUGGCACUACAUAUGUGUCUUGGACAGCAAAGAACAGCCCUUGGUCUCUCAGCAGAAACAGAGGCAGUUCCUGAAGCCAGCGACUGAGUCAGAGCAGCCCACAGUGCUGCAGCUCCUGCUAGCUGAGCUCCGAACUCUGUUCUCAGCUGUGUUGCAGGACAGUAGCCCUGCCGCUUGGUGCUAUCUGCAUGCAGUACUGGGUCUACUGCCUCCAUAUCGUGAGUUACUAGUUGGUCACCUUGAUUUGCUGCCCUUCCUGGAGCAGCUGUACUGCUGGGCACCCUGGGUCCAAACCCACCUCCAUCUAGACCUGCUAGGUGCCAUUGUCCAGGCCUUUCCUCCAGACAACUCUUUGUUAGACAGUCCUUCCCAUGCUGACUGCUAUCCCCAGAAGCGGAGGCUCCAUCACAGGCCCCCAUGCCCAGCUUGUCCUUUUGUGCAUGCCCAGUGGAGUGGGCAGCAAGUAAAAGAGGAGCUGGCCACCUGGCUGCAACCAUUGACGUUGCCUGAGCUACAGUGCUGCCUGGGCAUCAUUGGUGCUGAGGUGGCCCUAGAAGAGACUGUGUGGCUGGAUGGACUUAGUCUCCUUCCCUUGGCACUGGCAACGGACAUCCCUGUACAGUAUGAAAGCAGUGACAUUGACAAUGCAGAGGAGGAGCCUGUUGGAAGAAAAGAGACUAGGUCUCAGCUUGACUAUGACGUUCACAGGGAAGAGGCCUUCCAAAAGAGAAGCACUGGCUUCUCACCUGAGACUUCCUUCCAGAACACCCAGGUAAUGACUGUUGUGAACAUGGAGAGAUACCUGAAGAAGAUCCACUUCCUCUAUCUCAAUGUGGCUCCCAGCCGGUACUUUAGGCCUUAUAGCCUGAUGGUGGUGCCACCCAACAAGGUGAAUCCCGAGCACUACGUCUUCUCUCCAUUUGGGAUCUUGCACGUACAUCCUGUGGAAGGCAGUGAAACGAUGACACUGGGUACCUGGCACCAUCAGUGUGUUCUCUGGCAGCAGCUCCAGUUAAUCCCAUUCUUUAAGUAUUGCCUCUUACGCAAGUCCUUGACCUGCUGGAAGAAGAAUGUGAGAUUGCAGGGGCUGCAUCGACUCCGGAAUUUUCUAGAGAAUCAUCUGCUCUUGGCUGUGCCCCACUUUGGAGCUGGGCUACUCCAUAUUAGCAGGCUUCUGCAGGAGCUACGCUCUGCGUCCUGGCUACCCCAGGAACUAGAUCAGUGCUAUGAGCUGCUGGACCUGCAGAAAGUUCUAGCCAAGGAGAAGCACAAGGCUGUACGGCUGCUCCAUCGUUGCCUGAACCUCUGCACAUCCAUUCGUCGACAGGUUCACGAGGACACAUACCACAUGCAACAGGGCCUACAGGAGCGAGUGCAAAACUGCAGCAGGAUCAGGACAGGCCAAGGCUCCAUAUACCUUCAGAGGGUACAGCGCAAGCAACUGGAGCAGAAGCUGAAGCAAGCAGAGGCCUGGUGGCUGCAGCUGGGAAAAUUUGCCCGCCUAGUCGACUACAUGAUUUGUCAGAGCCUCAUUUCUAUCUUGGAAGAGGAAAUAACCUCUUUUGUGGCCAACAUGCUUCAAGCCCCAAGGCAGAAACCCUUUCUCUCAUCACAGCUGGUCUUUGAUGAUCAUGGCCAACUGUCUCAUGUGCCCUGUGUUGAAAAUAUGAUCCAGAUUCUAACUGGAGGCCUACAGUCUGUCAAGGCCUCUGCCUUGCAGGUAAUACAGUCUGCAGACCUGAAGACCUCCUUGGAUUCCCUGUAUUCUGAAGAAGAAGAUGAAGAGGAGAACUCAAAAACCGAAUUUCUGAUGCCCAAGUUUCAUGGCCAGCCCAGCAAUGCUGUGAGCAUCUUCUGUGGCCCAAAUGUAGGAUUGGUAUGGCCCUGGAAGUCUCACCCAAUUGCUGGUAUCUUGGAGGUCCGCGGGUAUCGGCUGCGGGGCCAGUACUUGCCCCACAGUUAUAAGCAGCUGGAAGAAGACUUGGACAACAACCCUCAGAUCCAGCAGGCACUGAACAUACAAUGGGUGCUGCUGGAGGGUAUGCUGCGGGAGGUGCAGGAAUUCUGCAGGGAACAUCAUUGGAUAACAGGCAUUUAUGAAUUCCUGCAAUCCUGGGGGCCUCAGAAACUGGAAGACAUGAGAGGCUGUCCCAUCAAGAACUAUGUGAUGCUGGUGAGCCGCCUGAAUGUUUGGCAGGCCCGUGUCUCCAACAUGCCUGUAGAGUUGCUCACAAAAGGCAAGUUGCUGCUGCUUAGCUGCCAUGAUGUACAGGCAGAGAUGGAAUCCAAGCUGAACAGCAUAAGGGAGGACAUUCUUGCACAGGUGCAAAAUGAAUGCUGGAGCCGCAGUCAACAGCUCAUGACAGAGCUCACAGAUUUCAUGCAUGUCUUCCAAACCAUCAACUCAGAUAUUCACGCCAUUGCACAGUGCACCCAGAAGUUCCUGCAGUUGAAUGAUGCCAAUGAAAAGUACAUCGAGCUGGAGGAGCGAAUGGAAUACAUACGGGCACUUCAUGAACUCAUCCGCAACCACUUUAGCCUCUUCAGUGCUGAGAAUGAAGCAUUGGACAUCUCGCUUCUGGAUAUGUGGGAUGCAUUUCAGUUUGAGAAAAGCCAGGCUUCAGAGUUCCUGCUGAACAAGCGACAUUCCAUCAUGCCCAAGCUGCAGCAGCUGAUGGCAGCAGCGUUGGCAGAGCUGGAAGGCCUGCUUGGGAGGGCCCUCUCUGGUCCCUUUAUGGACCCCACACAAGAUCAGAGGAGUACUGAACACCAGCUCAUCUCCCUAGAGCGUCAGUUCCAGAACACAGUCAGCGACCUCAGUGAAGUGCACCUCGCCUAUGCCAUCUUCACUGGGGAUGAGACUCCUGUGCCUUUGCCAAUCUGUGGGACACGUCCUAUUGUGCAGCAGCAGCGCAUCUGGCACCUGUACCGAGUCAUCUCUGAAAACAUCAGCGAGUGGAAGUGCAUGGCUUUUGGCAAGUUCAGCCUAGCUAUGGCCCAGGAGAAGACAGAGGGCUGGCUGACAGAGGCAGCGCGCAUGAGCUCAACCCUGGGGCUGCACAGCCCGGUGCUGCAGCACUGCAUGCGCAUGCUGGGGGAGUUUCGCAGCUGCCUGCCCCUGCUGGCCAAGCUGGGCAGCCUCCACCCACAGAGCCUCAACUGCCAAGGUCUCCUGCGAGCCCUCGGGCUGGGCAGUCACCAAACUAUAGAACUCCUAACGCUGGGCAAGCUGCUUACUUAUCCACUGCUGGAGUUUGCAGAUCGAAUCAACCAGGUCUGGCAAGGUGAAAAUGAACGAAUUCAUGCCCAAGAGACUAUACGGCGGUUGCAGCAGUACUGGGAAGGACGCCAGCUGCGCCUGCUCAACUUCAUCCUGCACGUACCCUACGAGCCCCCAGCCUCAGAGCACUCCAAGAGGCAGAUGCUCCGCAGCUCCCAGUGGAAGGUAGUGAGCAAAGACAGUGGCACCUUCAUCCUCGCAGAUUACAGCAACCUGAAGGAUUCCAUCCAAGAAAGUAUUCAGGUGUUGGUCAAGAUCCUGGCCAUCCAAAAGUCAGGAGACUUAAACAAAAUAGCUUUGGAGUGGGUGGCCAUCAUGCACGGUCUGGGUGCCCUGCUGGAGGUGUGGGUGACUUUCCAGCAGAAGUGGAUUUUUCUGAAUAAAGUUCUGCAUGAGAUGAAGAUUCAGUUUCCUAGUGCUGACCUGAGCUCUCGUUUCAAGGCCAUGGAUGAUCAGUAUCGAACCCUGAUGCACAUCUCUUUAGCUGACCCCAUGGUUCUGUCACUUGUAGUACCCAAUGCCAAGAGGAGCCCUUACUUCCAAGGCCAGCAGCUGCAACAACUGCUGCAAGCAGGAUCGGUGGAGCUGGAGGACAUCAUCAUGACUCUGGAGAGUGUGCUUUAUGGAGUGUGUGCUCACUUCCCCCGCCUCUUCUUCCUUAGUGACAGUGAGCUGGUAGCCCUGCUGGCUGCCCGACUGGAAUCCUGCGAAGCCCAGCGAUGGGUACGACGCUGCUUUCCUCAUGUGCGUGCUGUGAGCUUUAAGUCUCACCCAACUGGUGAGAAAAACAGGGAUGACUGGGAGUCAAGCCCAAACACACAGACUCAGGUGGAGGCACUUGCAGUGCUAGGGGUGGGUGGGGAGGAGGUGAAGCUGCAGAGUCCCCUUCCUCUGCAUCCAGACCUCCCUAAGUGGCUGGCCUCUCUGGAGAAGUGUCUGCGCUUGGCACUGGUGCACAUGCUGCAGGGCUGUGUAGCUGCUCACCUCGCUCAAGGCCCAUCUCUAGCUGAGGCCCUCAAGCAGCUGCCUAAGCAAAACCAGUUGUACCUUCAACCGUAUGUCCAGCACUGGAUCGAUUUAGUACAGGCCUUCCCAUGGCAGUGUGUGCUGGUGGCAGAGGAGGUGGUAUGGCGGGCCGAGAUGGAGGAAGCUCUGCUUGAGUGGGGUACCCUGGCCAUGGUCUCCAUGCAUAUGCGCAAGCUUGAGGUACUGGUGAAUUUUUUGCGGGCUCAGAGGGCUUCCCAAGGUAAGCAGCCCCUGCCUUCUGUCCGCCAGACCAGCCUGCUCAGUGCCCUGCUGGUCAUGGCAGUGACCCACCGGGAUAUAGCACAGCUGCUGGAAAAGCACAAGGUCAGUGACCUCACGGACUUCCACUGGGUCCGCCAACUCAAAUAUCACUUGGGUUCACCUCACAUAAUCCCUAAAAGCCCCCUACAGAGUCUUAAGACCACUGCAUCUUCUGAACCCUCUCAGUCACCAGCAGCAUGCUGGAUAGACGUGCUAGGUAGAUCCUUCCUGUACAAUUAUGAGUACCUGGGACCUAGACUAGGGCCUCUACCGAGCCUGCUGCCUGAACGGCCAGCCCUGGUACUACUAUUGGCCUUAGAGGAGGUGGCCUGUGGGACCCUACUGGGUCCUAAAGGUGUGGGCAAGAGAGCUAUAGUGAAUAGCCUGGCACAGGCCCUGGGCCGUCAGCUGGUCAUACUGCCCUGCUCACCUCAGAUAGAGACCCAAUGCCUGAGCAACUAUCUGAAUGGUGCCCUGCAGGGUGGUGCCUGGCUGCUGUUGGAGGCAGUUCAUCAGCUGCCCCCUGGCUUGCUCUCUGCCCUGGGUCAGCGCCUGGCUGAACUGCACCACUUGUAUGCCCCACUGUACCAGGAGGCUUCCCGAAACACAAGCACCAUAGACCCCACCCAGCCCCAGCUCCUUGGCAGUGGCUUCUUUGAAAAACAUCACGUGUCUAUGCGCCUUGGCUAUGGCUGUCUCCUGGAACUGCGUGCCCUGAGCUCUGCUGUGCCUGCCAACCUGCACCUGCUGCUGCGGCCUGUGGCACUGGCAUUGCCUGAUCUGCGGCAAGUGGCAGAGCUGACCCUGCUGGGUGCAGGGAUGCGGGAUGCUUUCCGGAUGGCUACCCGCCUGUCCAAAUUCUUCUCCCUAGAGCGUGAGCUGGUGUCUGGGCCCCUGCCCUGCCGCCUGCCACUGCUCAAGCAGAUACUGAAAGACACAAUACAGACACUAAAUGUGACCAAGGAGGAACCAGAGUCCCAGCAGCCUCGCAGCCUAGCUGCCACUGAAGAGGCUGCCCUACUGCAUGCCCUACUGCGCUCACCGCUGUUUAGCAUUCUCAAUGGGCCCUACCUGCACAACCUCCGAGAGCUGCUAUGUGUGCUUUUCCCUAGCGCCAGCCAAGUGCAGGCAGAACCUAUGACUCACAGGCUGAUGAAGCCACUGGUGGUGGAGGAACUGCAGCAGGUAGGUCUGCAUCCCAGCCCUGACGUUUUGGGGUCUCUGGAACAGUUGAGCCAGGCCCUGAGCCAGGCCUCAGGCAUUCUGCUCCUGGGCCCUGCAGGCAGUGGCAAGACCACUUGUUGGCACAGCUUAUUUAAGAUCCAGAAUCGGCUGGCAGCCAUGGAGGACACCUCCACCCAAGGCUGCCAGCCUGUGGAAAUUACUCACCUGUACCCCAGUGGCCUCAACCCCCAGGAGUUUCUGGGAUGGCUAGAGGGCCCCUGCUGGCAUCAUGGCAUCUUCCCCAAGGUACUUUGUGCAGCUAGUCAGUGUAAAAACAUGGGCCAAAAGAGGCAGACAGAGAAAUCAAUGGCGAUCCAGCACUGGAUAAUAUGUGAUGGGGCCUCCAGUGCUGCUUGGCUGGACUCCAUCACUUGCCUCCUGAGUGAGCUUCCCCAGCUUAGUCUCCCCAAUGGACAGCAGAUAGAACGACCCCCAAGCACCUUUCUCUUGAUGGAGGUGACAGAUGCAACAGGCAUGUCCCCCACAGUGGUAGGCUGUUGUGCCCUAGUCUGGUGUGGUGGAGAGCAGACUUGGCAGUGUAUACUUAGUGCCCUGAUGGCAUCCCUUCCCUCUGAGUACCGCCUGCAGCACCAGACAGUCACCGAGCUCAACCACCUGGCUGAAGUUCUGGUGCCUGCAACAUUCCGAUUCCUCACCGGCCAAGGUGUCAGCUCUCUGCUGCAGGUACACGGGCAGCAGGCUGUUUGUCCUGGUGUGGCAGAAGUUACCAGCAUGGCACGCAUCUUGCAUAGUCUGCUUGACCCCCACUUGCAUCUAGAGGAGAAGGCCCCUGGCCCAGAGGACCUCAGCUGCAGUGAUCCUGUGGCCCAAAGCUUCAGGUCUUCAAAAAGAAUCUUUCUAAACCAGUCCCAAGUUGACAGUGAUGAUGUACCAAAUAAGAGCAGGGAACACUUGCUGGCUGUCAGCAGUUUUCUUUUUGCCUUGAUCUGGGGCUUUGGAGCCCACCUUCCCUCCAGACUGAACGACUCUUGUAUGUGGUGGACCUGCUUCUGUCAGCGGGACAGCCAGUGCUGCUGGCUGGAGAGGCAGCAACAGGGAAGUCAGCCUUUGUGGAAGUGCUAGUGGAGCCACAUCACCCUUACAUAUACAGCCCCAUCCACCCUGCCUUCAGUUCCACCCACCUCCGUCUCCUGCUGAGCAGAGGAAUCCAGGGCCAAAACCAAGCCAGCCCACAGCCUGGGCAACACCGGGAUUCUAAAGCCUCCCUUCUCUUCUUGCUGGAGGAUCUGCAUCUGGCCACUUCUGGUAAGGAGCUGGGAGGAGGGAAGGAGGGAGCUACUAUCAUCUCUUGAAACUAUAAAAUCCGUAGCAAUAUUCAUUGACUCUCAAAUAUAUGUCUGUAGAUCAAACUUUAGUGUUCUGUUCUUAAUAUCGUCUCACUCUGCAUAUGCUCCCCGAAUAAUCCCAUCCACCCUCAUGGCCUCAUCUCCGCUUUGACUGCUAAAUCUCUGUCUCCAACCUUGCUUCUCUUCUAAGCACCAGAUCUGUCUAUCCAGCUGUCUACGUCUCCACCUUGUUGUCCUGUUGGUACCUCAGACCCAACCCUGGGCUCAUCAUCUCCCCCUGGCCAAAAUCUGCUCCUGUGUGUCCUCUUAGUUUCACCAUCCAACCAGUCAUGUAAACCAGAAAUCUUGUUGACAUCUCUUUCUCCUUCACCAAUAUCCAGCCAUUGUGUCUUUCAAUCCUACUUCCUACAUAUUUCUUGAAUAUUUCCACUUACUUCCAUGGUUCAGAUGCACAUCACUUGGAACCUGACAAAUGCUCUUACAAAGCUUUCUGUGAUGAGGCUUUCUUCUGUGAUCUUUUACAUUCUGUCUAAUUGGACUCAACGAGUCAGGCUUCAUCUAGACCCGGUGUUGCUGUCCUCUUCGCCCUCUCUAUGUGGCUAAAUCCUACUUAUUCUUUCUAAAUUACCUAAAUCAGUAGCGUCUCCAGGAACCCUUAGCCCUAGGCUAGGUUAGAUAUCCAUCCUGUGCUCUGUACAUGACUUCUGAUAACCAUGAUUUUAUGAUUGUGUGCUUGUCUGUCCCUUUUGCCACUUGGAGAUUUAUGAGAACAGAGAACAGAAAUUUGUCUCAUUCAUUUUGAUAGACCCAACAGGAAGUAAGUGCUCUCAAUAAGUUUGUAGAAGACAGCCGGGCACGGAGGCUCACGCCUGUAAUCCCAGUACUUUGGGAGGCUGAGGCACGUGGAUCACCUGAGGUCAGGAGUUCAAGACCAGCCUGGCCAACAUAGUGAAACCCCCCCUCUACUAAAAAUACAAAAAUUAGCUGGGCAUGAUGGUGCAUGCCCCAUCUAUUAUUCAGGAGGCUGAGGCAGCAGAAUGGCUUGAACCUGGGAUGUGGAGGUUGUAGUGAGUGAAGAUCACACAACCUUACUCCAGCUUGAGCAACAGAGUGAGACUUCAAAAAAAAAAAAAAAAAAGUUUGUAGAAGACCAGAUAGAAAAAAUUGUGAUGCAAGUUUGGAGACUGAAGUGUAAAGUUUCUAAAGUGGUAUGUCUUCCAUAUUUAGAAGAUGGUAGCUUCUAAAUAUGGUCAUGGGAUUGGGUUGAAGUGAAUUAUACGUAGAGGUUGUUGGAAGUCAAGGAAGUCAAUGCGCUAAAGCAUUGGGUAGGUUAUCCAGUUACACAGCAAAGUCCCUUAUGAGAUGUAGAAAACUCAAACCAGAUGUAUUAGUUCUUAGUAAUAGCCAGAACAAUUUAUUGAAUGUCUACUAUGUGCUACAUGCUUUAUGUAUGUCAUCUUCAGUGCUCAUAAAAGCCAAGUAAGAUGAAGAAUUUUUACAAUUAUUUUAAAGAUGAAGAAACAGAGACAGAGAUUUUAUAACUUGCCCAAGAUACAACCAAGAUUAAAAUUCAAGUCUAUUUGCUCUAAAAUCUGUAGUUCCUUCCAGCUAUAUUAUUUGUCCUUUUCAGUCAAUUUGCACAAAAUUAGAGACAACAGAAAGAGUAAAGGGUGGUACAGUUCAAUCUGUGAGGAGAUUUCAGCUGAGAAGAGAUUUCAGCAGGGAGACUGAGAACGUCGUAAGUGACAUUGUAGAGUGAAGAAUGUUACUGCUGGCAGAAUGUAAAAGGUGUCCUUGAGUGACAACCACCAAAACAUCCAGUUUAAAAUAAAAAAUGAAUAGACAUGCCACAAAAUAAAUCAGUAAAUAAUGCGCUGUUAAGAAGAAGCAAGCAAUAGAAUAGGAACUGAUCCUGAGAUGGUCUAAAGCAGCAGUCCCCAACCUUUUUGGCACCAGGGACUGGUUUUGUGGAAGGCAAUUUUCACGGAUGGGGGAUGGUUUUGGAAUGAAACUGUUCCAACUCAGAUCAUCAGGCAUUAGACUCUCAUAAGGAGCAUGGAAUGUAGAUUCCUUCCAUGCACAGUUCACAGUAGGGUUUGUGCUCCUGUAAGAAUCUAAUGCCACCACUAAUCUGACAGGAGGCAGAGCUCAGGCAGCAAUGCUAACUUGCCUGCCACUCACCUCUUGCUUUGUGGCCCAGUUCCUCACAGGCCACAGACUGAUACUGGUCCAUGGCCUGGGGGUUGGCAACCCCUGGUCUAGAGGUUUAGUUAAUACUUUAGAGCAGCUCUUAUAAAAGUAUUCAAUUGCUAAAGAAAAAUAUGAUCUUAAUGCAUGAACAGAUAGGGAAUCUCAGCAGAGAAAUGAAACCUACUGAAAGAACAAAAUGGAUAUUUUAGAACUAGAAUAUGUAAUAAUCCGAAAUGCAAAAUUUCUUGGAUGGGUGUCUUAGUUCAUUUUCUGUUGCUUAUAACAGAGUACUUGAAACCGGGUAAUUUAUUUUUUAAAAAAUUUAUUUUCUACAGUUGUGGAGACUGAGAAGUCCAUGGUCAAGGGGCCACUACUAAUGAGGGCCUUCUUGCUGGUGGCAAGUCUCUGCAGAAUCCCAAUAUGGUACAGGGCAUCACAUGGCAAGAGGGCUGACUAUGCUAGCUUAGGUCUUCCUUUCUCUUCUUAUAAGCCACCAGUCUUACUCUUAUGACAACAUAUUAAUCCAUUAACUCAUUAAUCCAUGAAUAGAUUAGUCUGUUUAUCAGGGCAGAGUCCCCAUGACCCAGUCACCUCUUUAAGGCUCCAUCUUUCAAUACUGCCACAUGGGGGAUUUAAUUUCAACAUGAGUUUUGGAAGGGGCACAUACUCAAAUCAAAGCAGUGGGUUUAACAGCUGAUUGGAGAUGAUAAGACGAAAGCAUCAGUGAACCCUGAAGAAUAUAACAAUAUUGAAUAGAAAUACAGCUUCAGUCUAACUCAUGUAGAAUUGGAGUUUCAGAAGAAAAGGAGAGUAAGAAUAGGGUAUAAAAUUGUUACCAACAAUUGUUACCAACAUUUCCCCCAAUUUCUUGAAAAAUACUGACUUUCAUAUAUAAAAAACUCAGUUAUUCCAAAGUAGAAUAAUAAAAAGAAAGCUACUUCUAGGCCCAUCAUACUCAAACUGCUGAAAACCAAACAAAGAAAAACUAUGAAAGUGGUCAGUGGGGAAAAAAAAAGACAGUAUACACAGAAACAACAUUAAGAAUGAUGAUUAACUUCUCAUUAGAAACAGUAGCAUCCAGAUAAUGGUGGGGAAAAGCUUUAACCUACUAAAAGAAAUAAAAGUCAACCUAGAAUUCUCUAUCUGGCAAAGAUUCUCUUCAUAAAUGAAGGUGAAAUUAAGGUAUUUCAGACACAUGAAAGCCGAGAAAGUUAAUUGCUGGUAGAACAAUACUGCAAGAAAUGCUAAAAGAUCUUCUUUGGGCAGAAGGGAAAUAAUGGCAGUUGGAAACUCAGAUCUUUAAAAAGAAUGAAGAGCAUCAGAAAUGGUAAAUAUGUGAAUGCAUAUAAAUGAUUAUCUUCCCUGAUUUUCUUAAAAGCCAUCUGAUAGUUAUAAAAAUAACAUUGUUAAUGGGGUUGGUAAUGAGUAGAAGUAAAGAGUCAAUAGCUACAACAGUAAAAGGAUGGGAUGAAGAGAAGCAAGUAAAUUGAAUUAUACUAUUGCAAGGUUCUUACCUUUGUGAAAUAGGAAGUAUGAAAUGUGAAGUAGGAAGGAUGAAAUAGGAAGUGGGGAAGGUGUCAGUAUGAAGUGUACAGUGGUACAAUAUUACUUUUAAUAUUGGUUAAGGAGGCAUAUUAUUAGCCCUAUAAAAAUCACUAAAUAAUAAUAACAAAGAGCAUAGCUGAAGGACACGUUGGCUUAUGCCCAUCAUCCCAGCACUUUGGGAGUUCAAGGUAAGCUAAUUUCUUCAACUCAGAAGUUCGAGUUCAGCCUGGGCAACAUGGCAAAACCUCUUUUCUACAAAAAGUGCAAAAAUUAUAGCUGGGUGUGGUGGCAUGCACCUGUAGUCCCAGCUACUUUGGGGGCUGAGGUGGGAGGAUCACUUGAGCCUGUCAGGUAGAGGCUGCAGUGAACUGUGUUUGAACCACUGCACUUUAGACUGGGCUACAGAGUGAGAUCCUGUCUCAAAGAAGAAAAAAAUAUAUAGCUAAAGAGCAAUAAAUACAAUGAAGUACUUAAAAUAUUUAAAUUGUGCAAAAGGAAGCAAGAAAGGAGCGACACAGAAAUAAAAAGAAGAGCCAUAAUGGAUGAAUGGAUGCAGGAAAAAAAGAGCCAAAUAGAAAACAAAUAACAAAAAAUAACCAUAUGAUGGACUUUAAACCAACCAUAUCAAUAAUUACAUUAAAUGUAAAUGGACUAAGCAGUCCAAAUAAAAGGCCAAUAUUAUCAGACUAGAGUAGAUCUAGCUAUAUGCUGUCUGAAAGAUGCACUUUAAAUAUAAAAACACAGACUAAAAGAAGUUUUUUAAGGCAAAAUAUUUGCUAUAGAAAUAGUUUGUAUAAGGACGUUGGUGCGGCAAUAUUAAUACCAAAGCACUUUAAGACAAAGGGUAUUACUAGAGAUAGAAAAAUGACAUCUCUUAAUUAAAAGAUUCAACUCAUCAGAAAGACAAGUCUUAAAUGGGUACACACCUAAAACAGACAUUUAAGUAUAUGAAAAAAAAACCAAUGGAAACAAAGGAGAAAUAGUAAAUCUGAAGUCAUAGUAAGAAAUUAAUAUGCUUCUCACAAUAACUGGUAAGACAAGAAGCAAGAAAGUAUGGACAAUAAAGAUCUGAUAACACUAGCAGCAUACUGACAUUUACAGAACAUCACACUGACCAACUGCAAAAUGCACCUUUUCAAAUGCACAUGGGACAUUCACCAAGAUAGACUAUAUGCUGGGUUAUAAAAUAAGGCUCAAUGAAUUUCAAAGGAUUAACAUUUUAAAGAAUAUUUUAUCUGACCAUAACAAUACAAAUAUUAAUAAGAUACCUAGAGAAUUUCCAAAUUCUUUAAAAUUAAACAACACACUUUUAAAUAAAUUAUGUACCAAAAAAUAAAUUAUAAGAUAAAUUAGAAAAUGUUUUGAACUAAAUAAUAGUGAAAACAAAACAUAUCAAAGUUUGUGAGAUGCAGCUACAGGUUAUAGCUUUAAAUAUCUAUCUUAGAGGCCAGGCGCUGUGGCUCACAUCUGUAAUCCCAGCACUUUGAGAGGCUAAGGUGGGCGGAUUACAAGGUCAGGAGUUUGAGACCAGCCUGGCAAACAUAGUGAAACCCUGUCUCUACAAAAAAUACAAAAUUUAGCUGGACGUGGUGGCGAGUGCCUGUAGUCCCAGCUAUUUGGAAGCCUGAGGCAAGAGAAUUGCUUGAACCCAGGAGGCAGAAUUACAUUGAUAGACUUGUGUAUGUUGAACCAGCCUUGCAUCCCUGGGAUGAAUCCUAGUUGAUCAUGAUCAAUGAGUUUUUUGAUUUGCUGUUGCAAUCGGCUUGCCAAUAUUUUAUUGAAGAUUUUUGCAUCUAUGUUCAUCAUGGAUAUUGGCCUGAAGUUUUCUUUUCUUGUUGGGUCUCUGCCAGGUUUUGGUAUCAGGAUGAUAUUGGUCUUAUAAAAUGAUUUUGGAAGGAUUCCCUCUUUUUGGAUUAUUUGGAAUAGUUUCAGAAGGAAUGGUACCAGCUCCUCUUUCUGUGUCUGGUAGAAUUCGACUGUGAACCCGUCUGGACCUGGGCUUUUUUUUGUGUGGUAGGCUCUUAAUUGCUGCCUCGACUUCUGACCUUGUUAUUGGUCUAUUCAUAGUUUCAGCUUCCUCCUGGUUUAGGCUUGGGAGGACACAGGAGUCCAGGAAUUUAUCCAUUUCUUCCAGGUUUACUAGUUUAUGUGCAUAGAGUUGUUUGUAAUAUUCUCUGAUGAUGGUUUGAAUUUCUGUGGAAUCUGUGGUGAUUUCCCCUUUAUCAUUUUUUAUUGCAUCUAUUUGGUUGUUCUCUCUUUUAUUUUUAAUCAAUCUGGCUAGUGGUCUGUCUAUUUUGUUGAUCUUUUCAAAAAAACCAGCUCUUGGAUUUAUUGAUUGUUUGAAGGGUUUUUCGUGUCUCAAUCUCCUUCAGUUCAGCUCUGAUCUUAGUUAUUUCUUGUCUUCUGCUGGGUUUUGAGUUUUUUGAUCUUGCUCCUCUAGCUCUUUCAAUUUUGAUGAUAGGGUGUCAAAUUUGGAUCUCUCCAUUCUCCUCAUAUGGGCACUUAUUGCUAUAUACUUUCCUCUAGAGACUGCUUUGAAUGUGUCCCAGAGAUUCUGGCAUGUUUUGUCUUCGUUCUCAUUGGUUUCGAAGAACUUCUUUAUUUCUGCCUUCAUUUCGUUGUUUAUCCAGUCAACAUUCAAGAGCCAGUUGUUCAGUUUCCAUGAAGCUGUGCGGUUCUGGGUUGGUUUCUGAAUUCUGAGUUCUAACUUCAUUGCACUAUGGUUUGAGAGGCUGUUUGUUAUGAUUUCAGUUGUUUUGCAUUUGCUGAGCAGUGCUUUACUUCCAAUUAUGUGGUCAAUUUUAGAGUAGGUGUGAUGUGGUGCUGAGAAGAAUGUAUAUUCUGUGGAUUUGGGGUGGAGAGUUCUGUAAAUAUCUAUCAGGUUUGCUUGCUCCAGGUCUGAGUUCAAGCCCUGGAUAUCCUUGUUGAUUUUCUGUCUGGUUGAUCUGUCUAAUAUUGACAGUGGAGUGUUAAAGUCUCCCACUAUUAUUGUGUGCAUGUCUAAGUCUUUUUGUAGGUCAUUAAGAACUUGCCUUAUAUAUCUGGGUGCUCCUGUUAUGUUAUGGGUGGUCCAUAUAUGUUUAGGAUCGUUAGCUCUUCUUGUGGUAUCGAUCUUUUUACCAUUAUGUAAUGUCCUUCUUUGUCUCUUUUGAUCUUUGUUGCUUUAAAGUCUAUUUUAUCAGAGAUGAGAAUUGCAACUCCUGCUUUUUUUUGCUCUCCAUUUGCUUGGUAAAUCUUCCUCUAUCCCUUCAUUUUGAGCCUUUGUGUAUCCUUGCAUGUGAGAUGGGUUUCCUGGAUACAGCACACUGAUGGGUUUUGGAUUUUUAUCCAAUUUGCCAGUCUGUGUCUUUUGAUUGGUGCAUUUAGUCCAUUUACAUUAGGGUUAAUAUUGUUAUGUGUUAAUUUGAUACUGCCAUUUUGAUGCUAGCUGGAUGUUUUGCCCAUUAGUUGUUGUAGAUUCUUCAUUGUGUUGAUGCUCUUUAGCAUUCAGUGUGAUUUUGGAAUGGCUGGUACUGGUUGUUCCUUUCCAUUUGUAGUGCCUCUUUCAGGAGCUCUUGUAAAGCAGGCCUGGUGGUGACAAAAUCUCUGAGUACUUGCUUGUUCGCAAAGGAUUUUAUUCUUCCUUCACUUAUGAAGCUCAGUUUGGCUGGAUAUGAAAUUCUGGGUUGAAAGUUCUUUUCUUUAAGAAUGUUGAAUAUUGGCCCCCACUCUCUUCUGGCUUGUAGUGUUUCUGCCGAGAGAUCUGCUGAGUCUGAUGGGCUUCCCUUUGUGGGUGACCCGACGUUUCUCUCUGGCUGCCCUUAGUAUUUUCUCCUUUAUUUCAACCUUGUUGAAUCUGACGAUUAUGUGCCUUGGGGUUGCUCUUCUUGUGGAAUAUCUUUGUGGUGUUCUCUGUAUUUCCUGCAUUUGAGUGUUGGCCUGUCUUGCUAGGUGGGGGAAAUUUUCCUGGAUGAUGUCCUGAAGAGUAUUUUCCAGCUUGGAUUCAUUCUCUUCCUCACAUUCUGGUACACCUAUCAAUCAUAGGUUAGGUCUCUUCACAUAGUCUCACAUUUUUUGGAGGCUUUGUUCAUUCCUUUUUGCUCUUUUUUCUCUGAUCUUGGUUUCUCAUUUUAUUUCAUUGAGUUGAUCUUCGACUUCAGAUAUUCUUUCUUCUGCUUGGUCAAUUCGGCUAUUGAAACUUGUGCAUGCUUCGUGAAGUUCUCGUAUUGUGUUUUUCAGCUCCUUUAAUUCAUUCAUAUUUCUUUCUAAGUUAUCCAUUCUUCUUAUCAUUUUCUCGUAUCUUUUUUUAUAUCUUUUUUUCAAGGUUCUUAGUUUCUUUGCAUUGAUUUAAAACAUGUUCUUUUAGCUCACAAAAGUUUCUCAUUAUCCACCUUCUGAAGUCUAAUUCCGUCAUUUCAUCACAGUCAUUCUCCGUCCAGCUUUGUUCCCUUGCUGGUGAGGAGUUUUGGUCCUUUCUAGGAGGCGAGAUGUUCUGGUUUCGGGUGUUUUCCUCCUAUUUGCGCUGGUUUCUUCCCAUCUUUGUGGAUUUAUCCGCCUGUCGUCUGUGUAGUUGCUGACUUUUCAAUUGGGUCUCUUAAUGGACACCCAGAUUGUUGAUGAUAAAGUAUUUCUGUUACUUGGUUUUCCUUCUACCAGUCUAGCCCCUUUGCUGUACGACUGCUGAGGUCCACUCCAGGCCCUGCUUGUCUGGGGUCCACCUAUAGCAGCUGCGGAACAGUGAGGGAUGCUACCAGUUUCUUUUUCUGCUCUCUUUGUCCCAGAAUGAUGCCUGCCAAAUGUCAGUCUUUUGGAUAUAGAGGGGUCAGGGAGCUGUGGUCUCUGCCCUGCUGCCAUGGGCUACUCCCUGCGGUGGAGUCUCUCUGUUGUAGCGGGUUGCCUCGGUAACAGCAGGCUGGGUCAGCAAUGGGCGUUUACCUCAGUAGGGGUGUGUUGCCUUGGUAAUGCCGGAUGCCCCUCCCCCACGGAGCUGCACUCUCAGGGAACCCCUCCACCGGGAGCAUUUGGAAUCGCCGUUUUGUUUGUCGCACUGUGCUACCCCAAACGCUGUGUCCCUGGAAUCUCCUGGGCUGGCUCACUGUCCAAGUCCCGUUCAGUCUCAAGUUCAGCCCUCUCCAGUCUCAGGUUGCCGGUUCAACAGGGCACCUGGACCAGUGCGCUUUGUGCGGAGCUGCCGCACCGGCUGCCGGCUACACCGGCCAAAACCUCUGCCUGGCGUCCUGCGUCUCUUUUAUACCUGGGAAUUUCCCCAUUCUGUGGGCAACAAAGAUCCGUCUGGAAAUGCGGCCCUGACUCACCCUCUCCAUGCAUGCACUGAGAGCUUCAAUCCUGGGUUGUUCUCACAGCGCCAUCUUGAGUUCUCCCUUUAAGAAUAACAUCUUAUGACCAAAUGGAGUCUAUCAUGGUAAUGCAAAGCUGACUAAACAUUCAAAAAUCAAUCAGUGUAGCUCACAUUAACAGAAUAAAGGAGAAAAGGAGUAAUUUUGGUAGAUAAAAAUCACUUGAUAAAUUUCCAACACUAUUCCAUGAUAGGAAUAGAAGAUAACUUUCUCAAUUUGAUCAGAGCAUCUAUUACACUUACAGCUAACUACAUAUUUAUUGGUUAAAUAUUGAAUGUUGUCCCCCUAAGAUCAGUUAAAAGGCAAGAACACGCUCACUGAUUUUAUUAAAUAUUGUACUGGAGACCACAUCUGUGCAAUAAGAAAAAUAAAAACUUUUAAAAUUAAAAGACAAGUUAAAGCUAUCUGUAUUGACAUAUAAUAUGAUUGUCUGCAUAGAGACCCCAAAGGAAUAUUUUUUAAACCCUAUAAAACUACUACAAUAAAUAAGUUAAUGUAUCAGGGUCACAGGAUACAGAAUCAAUCCAUUGAAAUCAUUUGUAUUUCUAUAUCCUAGUAACAAACCAUUGGAAAUGGAAAUUUUAAAGUAUUACUUAAAAGUUAUUUAAAAGCAUAAAACACAUGAAUAAAUUUAGUGAAAAACAUUCAAGAUCUGUACACUAAAAAAGACUAAGUAUUGCUGAGACAGAGGUAAUGUAAAUAAAUGGAGAAAUAUAUGAUGUUCAUGGAUCAGAAAAGUCAGUAUCAUUAAGGUCCUCAUUCUCCUCCCCCAAGGGAUUUAUAGAUUCAAUGCAAUGCCACACUAAAUCUUCACAGAUUUUUUUUUUUGGUAAGUUGACAGACUUAUUCUGAAACUUAUAUGGUAAUGCAGAAAAGCUAGAAGAGUCAAGCAACAUUGAAAAAGAACAAAGUUGGGACACCUACACUAGUGAUGUUAAGAUUUACUAUACAGCUGUUGUAAUCAAGAGAGUGUGAUAUUGGCAUAAGGAUAUACAUAUAAGACUAAUAGAACAGAAAAUCUGAUAUAUAGUCAUAUAUGGCAGGUCGAUUUUUAGUAAAGGUGCCAAGAUGAAUGGGGGAAAGAUUAGUCUUUUCAAGGAAUGGUGCUGGAACAUCUGGAUAUGUGCAUGAAAAAAACAAACUCUGUAUUCUAACCUCAAAAUAUAGAUAAAAAUAUAAGUGGAUCACAGAACUAAAUGUAAAAGCUAAAACUAUAAAAUUUUCAGAAAAAAAUUGGAGAAAAAUCUGUGCGACCUUGGUUAGGCAAUGAUUUCUUAGGGCACAAAAACUAAAUUUUAUUAAAAUUGAAAACCUAUGCCUUUCAAAAGACACUGUUACAAAAAUGAAAAAAUCAGCCAUAGACAGAGAAAACACGCAUGAUACAUGCAUCUGACUAAGGACUUGGACCCAAAAUACAUAAAAAGCUCUUACAACUCACUAAGAAAACAAACAUCAUCCCAAUGUUUUAAAUGGACAAAAACUUAAACAGACAACACUUCAGAAAAGAUGUAUGAGUGAGUGGGCAAUAGUAUACAAAAAGAUGCUUGAUAUUACCAGGCAUCAGUGAAGUGCAAAUUUAAACCACCAUAUGAUAAUUAAGACUGACAGUAAAAAGUGUUUUCAAAGAUGUAGAACAACUGAAACUCCUUCACUUUGAUGGUGAGAAUGUAAAAUGGUUUAUCCACUAUAAAAAAUAUAUGCCAGUUCCUUACUAAAUUGAAUAUGACUUAACAUAUGAGCCAGCAAUUCUAGUCUUAGGUAUUCACGCAAGUAAAAUGAGAACCACAUAUCCUCAAACUUACCAUACAUGAACGUUCACAGAAGCAUUAGUCUGAGCAAUGCUAAAUCCACAUCUACACCCAAAUGGCUCCAGGUGGUGGCAAGAGGUAAGAAUUUAGAGGCAUCUCUCCCACCUGCUUUCCUUUAAAAACAGGCCAUUCAGGCAUUUGCCUGAAAACUUAAAAUGACCCACACCUUAUUCCCUUAUAUACACUGCCAGUCCCGCCCUCCAUUCCUCCUUUCUUCCGUCAUUCCCUCUCUUUCUGUUUCUUUCUCUUUCUCUCUCAGUCUGACUCUUCAUUCUACCUCAUGUGACAUGAGGAUGGAGGACUGACCUCCUGGCUCAUUAUGCCCUCCUUGCACGAGAUUAAGUGAAAAAUCUUUGAACUUGUUUCCUAUUGUUGUGGUGUAUUGAAUUUGUCCUUCUAUCUAAAGAACCAGGUCAAGUUUCCUGUGUGAGGGGCUCUCUGGUCAUAGGUUAGACAACUAGGCAUUAGGCUGUCCUCCAGAUAAAAGAAGAAUCCUGUGAAAGUCAAACUGUAAAGCCCCACACUCCGCUCCCCUUCAUUUCCCUGAUAGGGCAGGUUUGUUAGCUGCUCUGGCACUAGAAUGCCAAUUUAACUGGGGGCUCUCAGAAAAAUACUACUCAGGAAUAAAAUGGAACAAACUAUGGAAACAUGCAAAAACAUGGAUGAAUCUCAAAAACCUGCUGAGUAAAAAAAGAUAGAUAUGAUCCAGUACAUACUGUAUAAUUAUAUUUAAUGAGGUUUUAGAACAGGCAAAGCUAACCUAUAGUGAUAGAAAUCAGAUCAAAUAACAAUGCCUGUGGUGGUGGUGGCAGGGAGAUUGAUUGGCCUUACAGGAGCAUGAGGGAACUUUCUAGGGUGAUGAAAAUGUUCUAAAUAUCAUUGGGGUAGUGAUGACACAGGUGUAUACAUUAGUCAAAACUCACUGAACUAUACAUUUAAAAUGCAUACAUUUUGUUUUAUGUAAAUCAUGUCUUAAUAAAGUUUAUUUUUUAAUUUUA
Molecule: messenger RNA, 19929 nt
Organism: Callithrix jacchus (white-tufted-ear marmoset)
Lineage: Eukaryota; Metazoa; Chordata; Mammalia; Primates; Cebidae
Source: RefSeq, a predicted model, not a curated record